Messenger RNA from Ascochyta rabiei, 2070 nucleotides. RefSeq lists its product as uncharacterized. Bases 1 to 2070 code for a protein of 689 amino acids. The record is from RefSeq and is a predicted model, not a curated record. Gene Ontology annotation, cellular component: plasma membrane. The transcript is spliced from 4 exons. Gene Ontology annotation, biological process: cell motility; actin filament organization. NCBI's taxonomy places the organism in Eukaryota, Fungi, Ascomycota, Dothideomycetes, Pleosporales, Didymellaceae.
AUGGAGAGCGUCAAUGUCUCCGAGCUGGUUGCUCGAUUGGGAGCCGAGGAGGAGUCGACCAAGAAGAUGGCAGCGUUCAAGUUACAGAGCGCCAUUGGUGACCCCUCCUUCGCAGACGUCUUCAUAUACGAGGGAGGCUUGCCGAAGCUCAGAUUUCUGGCUCUGCAUGCGACAGGAAACACUUUGGCUUACAGCCUCACAUCGCUGGCGCGCCUACUUGAGCUGGACAAGGGCUGGGACCAUGUCACAGAUGAUCUGAUAGCGAGAAUAGUCGAUCUCGUAGUUGCGCAGCCACUCGUCAAUGUCAAUCGAGGUGCCAUGUCGGUUCUAGCAGCGAUUGUCGGACACCCUCUCCAUCGAACCUCUCAGCCUGGUACCACUGGCUUCCAGAGACUCAAGCCAGCAGUCGACACCCAGCCGCACUUCCUCCCUUCGCUCGUCGAAAAGAUCACCUCCGCCGACCAUGCCCUCUGCGCAAACUCGCUCCAGCUGAUCAAUGCGCUGAUGCGCGACGCCAUCGCCCACGAUGCCGACUUCGAGGCGCCCAAGUUUAUAAAACAGCUACAGGAGCUUGGUGUAAUAAAAAGCGUAUAUGCGCUCAUGCAGAGCUCUGCGAUACAAGACUUGGCUCAUCCGUUGCUGGACUUCCAGACACUCACCAAAAUACUACUGCGUAAUUGGCGGGAAGAGAAGGUGGAUUUGGAAAAGUCAGACCACCGAAGGGCAAUUCGAGGCUUACACACCGCCACCAGUGCUGAGAAGCAAGUGGCGGACGGUAAAGGCAGUAAGAAGUUGAAGUGGCGGCGGCUGGGCUUCGAUACAGAGUCACCGGCCUGGGAGUUUGAGGCAACAGGAUUUCUUGGUCUUAUGGACUUCACUGACUAUGUCUAUAAGAACGAAGAUGGAUUCCAGAAGCUCAUGUUGGAGCAGUCAGCAGAAUCAGUCGAGCAGCGCUGCCCUAUUGCUCGCGCUAGUCUUUCGGUUACCUCAAUACUAUAUGAACACUUCGAGGUGGAACGGGCCGACGAUCUCGACUCACAGAGAUAUACGGUUCUUGAGUCUCGGGCAAACUUCGACCGAUCCUUCCGGCCUCUGCUGCUUCAUUGGUCACGAGUGCACACAAGCGGCCUCAAUGCGUUCAUCCGACUGUGGAAAACGGCAAGAGCCCAAGUAGAGGACUUUGAUAAGAUUGAAGAACUGGUUCGGAUAUUGAUCGAGCAAGUUGUUGGUCAGGCACCUCGUACGAGAGGGAUCAAGGACGUCGAGGAAGAGUUGGCAGAAUUUGAGAUACAGAGACUGCGAGAGUUACAGAUGGAGUUACUCGAACUCACGUAUGAAGAUGCAUGGGGACACCACUUACGCCAAGUCCGUGAGGAACUGAACCAUGAGGCUCUCCAGUUCGUCAAGGAGCAAAGGAUAAGGUGCUUACUUCAAGGCGCGUGGUUUCCAAGUGGUCUUGACUACAGCUCGGGUGCGGGGCCCGUCACAAGCAAGACUCUCAGCCGUGCAGUCCCCUCAGCGUGGCGUUUUGUACGACUUUCACACAACCGCCGAUAUCUGCAUUAUGCCGACUUUGACGAAAAGGCAACAACCGAACCGAGGCUGGACGCCUUGCAGGAAAAAAUUGAUCUUUCCAUUGUGUCCUCUGUCGUGAGCAAUGUCUCGGCAGAAGCACCGUCGUCUUCUUCGUCCGAUAGCACAGUGAAGAGUCUCCCGCAGGAGCGAGCCUCCACGUCGACCAAGAUAACGAUUCAUGGCUAUCUGCCUUCGACAAGUCACUCGCGGCAGACUUCCAGCGGUUCAGGUGCAGGACGCAAAGAGUCGGUUUUACUACAGUUGCACCCUCAGGGCCACACGCUUGCAUCAGAAUGGCUUGAUGGACUGCUUAUGUUACUGAAUCAACAGCCUAUCACAGCAGACACCAACAAGCUUGUCGAUUUCAUCGGCGGCUAUGGACUCAAGAUCCGCCUGCUCAACGUGCGCUUCGAGGAUGUGGGCUUAGAGGAGCCGGUCUUACCAAGCCGCGAAGGAUUGGAUGAUGAGUAUUAUUACGACAUAGCUGGAGCAUGA